This is a messenger RNA of Gloeophyllum trabeum ATCC 11539, 638 nucleotides long. RefSeq names its product cytochrome b5. Lineage: Eukaryota; Fungi; Basidiomycota; Agaricomycetes; Gloeophyllales; Gloeophyllaceae. The coding region runs from base 13 to 525 and encodes 170 amino acids. The transcript has 3 exons. Gene Ontology annotation, cellular component: endomembrane system; membrane. The record is from RefSeq and is a predicted model, not a curated record.
AACUCCCGGUCCAUGGCUUCCCUCAGCGCGAUCGCCAUCGCGCUCGCACUCCUCCUCCCGGUCCUCCUCCUCCGCCGCCACUUCUCCAAAACUACGUCUGCACACGCCUCUGCCGCCCCGCAGUCCCGAGGCGACGACGAGAAGCCAAAGACGAUCAUGCAGCCGCCGCGCGAAGACCUCGCACCGCCGAAGGACGACCCGUACACGCUCGAGCAGCUGAAAGCGUUCGACGGGUCCGACCCGUCCAAGCCCAUCUACGUCUCCAUCAAAGGCACGGUCUUCGACGUGACGCACAAGAAGGACGUGUACGGCCCGGGCAAGUCGUACCACAUCUUCGCGGGCAAGGACGGGAGCAGGGGCCUGGGCAUGUCGAGCCUCAACGCGGAGGACGCGGUCCCGGACUACAGCGCCCUGCCCGAGAACGAGAUGAAGGUCCUCGACGACUGGCACAGCUUCUUCUCGAAGCGGUAUAAUAUUGUCGGGAAGGUUGUGGAUCUGCCAGAGGCUGUGGCGCCCAAGUUGUAGAAUUCUCUCUCUCUCUGUCCUUUGUAUUCGUACCUCGACCGUGCUGUCGCAGCCACCGUUUCCUAAUCCAGCUAUUCCGUCUGACCUAAUGCAGCCUCGGUUUUGUUUCCGCA